CACGCAUUCAUUAAAAUCUGGUUAAACUUAGUGCUUUAAUCCAUUUAAAAGUUAUGAUCCGAACCUUUUGUUUUGGCUCACAAAGCAGCCUUUUGUACAUGAGUGGUUCCUCCUCCUACUACUUUAUAGAGCAGGAAUCAGGUCAAAAGGAAAUCUGAUCCACCAACUAGCAGAGUCAGAGUCCCCUCCCUGUUGCUCUUUCUUCUCACGCCUGCAGCGCGAAACCACGCAGCAAACCACAACCACUGCUGCCUUUACAGUCGAGUGAAAGCUUAUGGUCAAAAUUAUCUUCAGCUCAACUGAAGGUGGAUUUUGUUGUCUUUGACUUGGUGGCAAACUUAAAUACAUGCCUUGGAUUUGAUUUUUGGCAACAUGCAGACGCAGCUCGUUGCUAUGUGUUUGGCAAUCGUUGGCUUUCUUGGCACCAUUCUUAUUUGUGGACUGCCCAUGUGGAAGGUGACAGCCUUUGUUGGAGCGAACAUCAUCACCUCUCAGGUCUUCUGGGAAGGUUUGUGGAUGAAUUGUGUGAUCCAGAGCACUGGUCAAUCGCAGUGUAAAGCCUAUGACUCCAUUUUGGCUUUACCACAGGAUUUGCAGGUUUCCAGGGCUCUGAUCUGUGUCUCCAUCGCUGUCAGCAUGGUGGCCAUCGGACUCACUGUGGUCGGGGCCCGCUGCACCAACUUCUUUCGUGGCGACUGGCUCACCAAAGCUAAUAUUGGCUUGGCUGGAGGUCUGGUGUUUAUAUUAGCAGGGCUUCUUUGUGUUAUUCCUGUCAGCUGGUCAGCUUACAGCAUCAUCACUGGUUUCUACAACCCCCUGCCCACCUCAGAGAGGAGGGGCGAGCUCGGGGCUUCCAUAUAUGUGGGCUGGGCAUCUGGAGCUCUGCUCAUCAUCAGUGGAGGGGUGUUGUGUAGCACCUACAGAUGCUGAGGAUGAGGAGAAGAGAGAGAGGAGGAGAGUACACCGCUAUAAGUUAAAAACAAGCUGAUUUUGAAAAUGUGCAGUUAUGUUUAUACUGUGAUGGACUUUCUCUGCUUCAGUCUUUAAUAAAAGGUACUUUUUCAACAUUUUUUUCAACCUUAGUUAAAUGCUUUUUGACAACUAAUCUGUCUAAAAUAUGAAAGUGUGUAGCAUAUUGAAGUGUUGCACGACCAGAGUGUUUAUGGUUGUUUUUAAAGUGAAGAAUGAAAAAAAUGAAGUCUGGUUGAGCCGAUAGUUGUAUAAUGUGACAUUAAAAAAAUGUUUAAUGCAGAGAUCUGAGUUUAUAGGAUGUGUUUUAGUAUGUGCAGAACACAUUAUAAAUGCUGCAAGAAUAGUUACACCUUUAAAGACCAGUGAUGUCAUUUUUACACUGUGGUGAGGAAAAGUGUCUUUGUUUGCAACAAGAGAGUUUCACUGAUUUUGAGAUUUUCAGAGACAACUUUCUGGAAAGAAACCAGCUAAAUAAAAAGUUAUUAUUACUCUUUUAUCACAUGACAAUUGUGAAAUAAGAUUAAUUGUACUGGAAACAACUUAAAUGUCUCAGUUCACUCAUGAACCUCUUCCCAUCUUUUAUCCUCAGUAUUGAGUAAUGAACAAUAUGUUUGCUGUUGCUUUGCACACUUUGCCAUGUCAAGUGGAGGAAACUAUGAAUGUACAGUAUGUUUGUAUCUUAACAAACCAAUAAAUUCACCCUGUAUAUUUGUA
Molecule: messenger RNA, 1686 nt
Organism: Perca fluviatilis (European perch)
Lineage: Eukaryota; Metazoa; Chordata; Actinopteri; Perciformes; Percidae
Product: claudin-4-like
Exons: 1
Coding region: 373-930 (185 amino acids)
Biological process (GO): cell adhesion; bicellular tight junction assembly
Cellular component (GO): bicellular tight junction; plasma membrane
Molecular function (GO): structural molecule activity
Source: RefSeq, a predicted model, not a curated record